Leptidea sinapis is the source of this 1199-nucleotide messenger RNA. RefSeq names its product rhodopsin, GQ-coupled-like. The transcript is spliced from 7 exons. Bases 47 to 1021 code for a protein of 324 amino acids. Lineage: Eukaryota; Metazoa; Arthropoda; Insecta; Lepidoptera; Pieridae. The record is from RefSeq and is a predicted model, not a curated record. Gene Ontology annotation, cellular component: photoreceptor outer segment; membrane. Gene Ontology annotation, molecular function: G protein-coupled receptor activity. Gene Ontology annotation, biological process: G protein-coupled receptor signaling pathway.
CCUUACAUUGGUGCCUAAAUUGACUAGUUAUAAUAAAACAGAAGAAAUGCAGUCGUUGCUAGAUUAUAGUAUGAAUGAGUGUCCGUGGUAUUACUUUGAUAGUUCAUACAAAACGUUGUUAGGUGGUUGUUUAAUUGUUUUCGGUGUGUUCGGGGUGCUGCUCAACGGUUGGCUCUUUGCCACUUUUCUCCACAGUCACCUGCUCAUAUUCAGGAGCCAUGUCCUCGUACUCAAUCUUUGCUCAGCAUCACUCGGCAGGAAUUUGAUUAGAUUUCCAUUUGCAGCGUCAUCCGCUAUAGCUAAAAGAUGGCUCUACGGAACAGCGUCAUGCCAACUUUUUGCUUUUCUAAAUCAGUUUCUUGGUGUUUUUCAAAUGACCGCUUUAUUUACGCUAGUUCUGGAGAGGUAUAUGCUCGCAAGACAAAAAAGGAGAGAAAAAUUAGUGUACGUGAGGUAUUAUUGGAUUUUAAUAGCUGUGAGCUGGAUGAACGCCGUGCUCUUUGCAACCCCGCCACUGUUUGGAUUUGGGAUUUACUCUUGUGAUGCUACUGGGACUGUCUGCACUUUCUUAUGGCCAUCAAGCGCAGACGGCGGGAGACACUUGGGAUAUGCUGUGCCGUAUACCAUAGUCUGUGGUGUCAUACCAGUUGUUGGAAUAUUUUAUUAUAUGGGAAAAGCAAACCGGUUAGAGAGAAUUUACUAUAGAACAAGUGAACUUCGAGAGGAAAAACAUUUAACAAAGUGUAUUCAUGCGCUCAGUGUCAUAACUCUGGCUCUAUGGAUUCCGGCGGCCAUUUUGGCUGGAAGCCAGUGGUUUCCUCUACUUCUCUACGGCUACCAGCCUCAUGUAUCGCCGGUACUAGCAGUCAUUGCUCCCAUAUCUUCCGAGGCAGCAACAUGUGUUCCGGUAUUUUGUUAUUUAUCAGGCGACGACAGAAUACGAGCGGCUUUAUUGGGACGUAUGCGGAAGCAGUACGCACUUCUGCCUCCUCAGAGAGCUGCCAGAUAUAGAAGAGACUAGUCCGUAAAUAAAGCGAUUCAGUGUCUCUUUUGAAUGUCACAAGUGCAGUUUGGUCAGGCCCCACCGAUGUGGGGCAAUAUUAUGAUGAAUUUGACAAAUUACCCCGUGAUAUUUGGGGAAAGACGGCAAUAUAGACGAUUUUAAAUGUAACUAGAAGUGAAUAAAUGUAUAUGAAAUA